AAUGGAUAUUGGAAAGACUAAAGCAGAAGAUUACGUUAAUGAUUCAUCACUUGAAAUGCAUUGGGCAUUAAAAGCCUACCAGCAUGCGGAAACAUAUCAGAACUUAUUGGAGGCUGUGGGAGAUACUAAAAGCUUAAAGCUAACAAAAAUUGAUGAACACCUAUAUGCAAAUUUCGAAAAAGAAUUUCCUGACUUCGAAUUAAGCAUCGUAGAAGAACAGAAAAUAAAAACUAAAGAACAAAAAGAAAAAUGGAGAAAUUUUUGCAAUCAGUAUGAAAAUUGUAUACCAGAAUGGAACAUGGGAACCCUAUUGCGAAGUGAUUGCUCUAAGGGCGUAAGCCCGGAUAAUACAUUUAUUGUGCCCAGGAUACAAUUCUUAACUAUUGAAGUUGCUAGAAAUCGACGAGGAUUAAAUAAAAAAAUUGGAUCAUAG
Molecule: messenger RNA, 433 nt
Organism: Dimorphilus gyrociliatus
Lineage: Eukaryota; Metazoa; Annelida; Polychaeta; Dinophilidae
Source: the annotation of a GenBank genome assembly